This is a messenger RNA of Carlito syrichta (Philippine tarsier), 1149 nucleotides long. It is a transcript of the gene CHST8, whose product is annotated as carbohydrate sulfotransferase 8. Gene Ontology annotation, molecular function: sulfotransferase activity. NCBI's taxonomy places the organism in Eukaryota, Metazoa, Chordata, Mammalia, Primates, Tarsiidae. The record is from RefSeq and is a predicted model, not a curated record. Gene Ontology annotation, biological process: proteoglycan biosynthetic process; carbohydrate biosynthetic process. Gene Ontology annotation, cellular component: membrane. Bases 86 to 733 code for a protein of 215 amino acids. The transcript has a single exon.
GUCGCGCAUCUUCGUGGAGGACCGCCACCGCGUGCUGUACUGCGAGGUGCCCAAGGCGGGCUGCUCCAACUGGAAGCGCGUGCUCAUGGUGCUGGCCGGGCUGGCCUCGUCCGCCGCCGACAUCCAGCACGACGCCGUCCACUACGGCGGCGCGCUGCGGCGCCUGGACGCCUUCGACCGCCAGGGCAUCCUGCACCGCCUGGGCACCUACACCAAGGUGCUCUUCGUGCGCGAGCCCUUCGAGCGGCUGGUGUCCGCCUUCCGCGACAAGUUCGAGCACCCCAACAGCUACUACCACCCCGUCUUCGGCAAGGCCAUCCUGGCCCGGUACCGGGCCAACGCCUCGCGGGAGGCGCUGCGGACCGGCUCCGGCGUGCGCUUCCCCGAGUUCGUCCAGUACCUGCUGGACGUGCACCGGCCCGUGGGCAUGGACAUCCACUGGGACCACGUCAGCCGGCUGUGCAGCCCCUGCCUCAUCGACUACGACUUCGUGGGCAAGUUCGAGAGCAUGCAGGACGACGCCGACUUCUUCCUGAGCCUCGUGCACGCCCCGCGGAACCUGACCUUUCCCCGGUUCAAGGACCGGCACGCCCAGGAGGCGCGGACCACGGCGCGGAUCGCGCGCCAGUACUUCGCCCAGCUCUCCGCCCUGCAGCGGCAGCGCACCUACGACUUCUACUACAUGGACUACCUGAUGUUCAACUACUCCAAGCCCUUUGCAGACCUGUACUGAGGGGCGGUCCCCGUCCACCCCCCCACCGGCGGGCAGGGCCCGCGCCCGUCCGGGUCCCUCAGCCGGGAGCUGAGACUUUCCCAGAGCGCAGGGCUCCGAGGAAGGGAGGGGCCGUGGCCGUCGGAAGGGCGGGCCUUAGGAGGGGCCGGAGGCUCCCGGGCCUGCGUGGGGACCCUGGCCUUGGCCGGGGGAGACGCAGAGGGCUGGGAUGCGCCCUGGCCCCCAGGGCUUGGCCAGGAGUUGCAGGUGACCAGGGAGUCUGAGGCCCGGAGGACCGGGGCCCCAGCAGUGAGGGAUUUCCCGCAGUCCCUUAACCAUUGCCUUGGAGCAGACCGCAUGGUUUGCAGCUUUUCUACAACCCAAGGGGGGGUGCCCUUGGAUGGAGGUUCCAAAUAAAGCACAUGGUUUCCAAAGCA